Messenger RNA from Bathycoccus prasinos, 1587 nucleotides. RefSeq lists its product with no specific name. The record is from RefSeq and is a predicted model, not a curated record. The coding region runs from base 1 to 1587 and encodes 528 amino acids. Lineage: Eukaryota; Viridiplantae; Chlorophyta; Mamiellophyceae; Mamiellales; Bathycoccaceae. The transcript has a single exon. Gene Ontology annotation, cellular component: endoplasmic reticulum; COPII-coated ER to Golgi transport vesicle.
AUGGGCAUUUUAACCAAAGCGAAAGGGAUGGAUUUCUACCGGAAAAUCCCGCGCGACAUGACGCAAGGCACGUACCUGGGGACGAUCCUCUCCAUCCUGGCGACAUCUUUAAUCGUGUUUCUUUUGAUCGCAGAAACGCGAGCGUAUUUGAAAACGACGUUCGAGACGAAAGUGGUCGUCGAUCGGUCGGUGGAUGGAGAGUUGUUACGGAUUAACUUUAACGUGUCUUUUCCGGCUUUGUCGUGCGAGUUCGCGUCGGUGGAUGUUGGGGACGCGUUGGGAUUGACGAGGUAUAAUCUGACCAAGACGGUGUUUAAGAGACCAAUCGAUGGGAAUUUUCGACCGACUGGGCCUUUGGCGUGGGCGGAGAAGACGCCAGGGAAGGAUGGAGACGCGCACGUGAACGAGGAAGAGUUGACGGAGGCGCAGAUUGUGGUGGAGAAGCACAAGGAAGCGUUGGCGACUGGACGAGUGACGCACUCGAGCGCGGAACCGUUGACGACAGAGGAAGAGAUGCAAGCGUUUAACGACGCGCAUUCGGUGACGAUGAUCAAUUUUUACGCGCCGUGGUGUCCGUGGAGUCAACGGUUGCAACCGGUGUUUGACGCGGCGGCGAUUCAGUUGCACGAGACGUUCAACACGAAUUCGCAAAACAUGCACUCGAUUGCGCUCGGGAGAGUCAAUUGCGUGGAGCACGAGCAGUUGUGCAGGAAACAUCACAUUCAAGGGUAUCCGACGGUGAGAAUCUUUACGAGAGGGUCGGAUUUAAUCGCGCAUGGGAGACACACGGAUCACGCGUCCUAUCACGGGGACAGAACCGUGAGCGCGAUUGUAGAGUUUGGGAAGAGCAUGGUGGACGUUCCCGCGGGCGGCGAAGGGAACAUUCCAGUACCAAAAGGGAAACCGACGAAAGAUAACGAGAAGAAACCGCAACCGCCGCGACCGAACGAGCAAAUCGAUUUCAAAGUCGCCAACCACGCGGACGUGGUCCAAACCAGAGCGAGCACGGGGUGUUCCAUCACCGGUUUCGUCUUGGUGAAAAAAGUCCCCGGACACGUCUUUUUUACCGCGGAUGCCAAAAACGGCCACUCCUUCGACGUGGACAAAUUAAACGUCACGCACCAAGUUCACCACUUCUACUUCGGUCAACAAUUAUCCGCGUCGAGGCAAAAAUAUAUGGCUCGAUUCCACAGAGGCGAAAAAGAAGGAGAUUGGCACGACAAAUUGGCGAACGAUUUCGUCGUCUCGAAAAACCCGCGAACGUCGCACGAGCAUUACUUACAAACGGUGUUAACCACCAUGCAACCCCUGGGCCCGUUCGCGCAACCGUUCAACGUGUACGAAUACACCCAACACACGCAUUCGGUCAAAACCCCAGACGGGGAAACGCCGAGAGCGAAAUUCCACUUCACCCCGUCCCCGGUGCAAAUUUUAGGCGUCGAGAAAAGACGCGAGUUUUACCAAUUCAUAACCACGUUAAUGGCCAUCGUUGGUGGCGUGUAUAGCGUGGUAGGGAUCAUCGACGGGUUGAUGCACAACACGAGUUUGAUGUUCAAGAGGAAAAUGCAGCUAGGGAAAGCCAUGUGA